Parathielavia appendiculata is the source of this 1665-nucleotide messenger RNA. RefSeq names its product tryptophan synthase beta subunit-like PLP-dependent enzyme. The record is from RefSeq and is a predicted model, not a curated record. Bases 434 to 1537 code for a protein of 367 amino acids. NCBI's taxonomy places the organism in Eukaryota, Fungi, Ascomycota, Sordariomycetes, Sordariales, Chaetomiaceae. Gene Ontology annotation, molecular function: L-serine ammonia-lyase activity; ATP binding; threonine racemase activity. The transcript is spliced from 2 exons.
GUUCAAAUUCAUCAACUUCGGUAUCCUUGGUACCUAGUUAUUCCCUCCCUACCUAAGGCGUGCUCUUGGGCCCGGUGUGUGACUUAUUGUGACCUUCCGUUCCUGGCUUGCCGUCCUUGGCUCAUGCAUAAGCUGCCGGACGUGCCCACAAUGAGUGGAAUCAGUGGAUAACAGUGGAUGCUCUCCCUCCGACUCGCUGUGGUAUAGGCCCGAUAUCCCCUCUAUCCACUUGCACCUCGUUGAGUUCACGUCGGACUCGUCCACUUUCAUCUGCGUCGUUACCGGGGCCUACCGCACGCCGUGGUGUUGUGGUAAAGGCACAAACCGAGUCAUUCCGGUCCGAUCCCGCUCUGGCAGGCCGAUCCUCCCCACACCGAGCUCUGAUCCCGAUCCCGGUUCCGAAAGGCACCGGCAAGAGACAACACCAUCAAACAUGGCGGACCAGUCCACGGCGCUCCCGCUCACCCGCGAGUCGGUGCAGGCCGCACACAAGUUGAUCGAGCCCUAUAUCCAUAAGACGCCGGUGCUGACCAACGCCACGCUCAAUCGGCUGGCGUCCACCCCACGGACUGAAGCCGAGCUCGAGGGCACCGAGUGGGCCGGCCGCGCCCCGGCCAAGCCUGUCCUGAGGUUCUGGUUCAAGUGUGAGAACUUCCAAAAGAUCGGCGCCUUCAAGGCGAGGGGCGCCUUUCAUGCCAUUGAGCGGCUGAAGCAGGAGCCGGGGUGGGCCGAAAGGGGCGGACGGGAGCGAGGGGUUGUCACGCACAGCUCCGGCAACCACGCCCAAGCCCUCUCCCUCGCCGCCCUCACCUCAUCCAUCCCAGCUCACAUCAUCAUGCCCUCAACCUCGUCCCCCGCCAAAAUCGCCGCAACCCGCUCCUACGGCGCCCACAUCACCUUCUCCGGCCCGACGGCACCUGAACGCGAAGCCGUCACGUCCCAGAUCCUCUCCCAGACCAACGCCGCCUUCAUCCCGCCCUACGACCACCCUUACAUAAUCCUCGGCCAGGGCACCGCCGCGCUCGAACUCCUCUCCCAAACCCCAACCCCCUUAGAUGCGAUAAUAACCCCCUGCGGCGGAGGCGGUCUCCUCUCGGGAACCGCCCUCGCCUGCGAGGGGACGCGCACCCUCGUCUUCGGCGCCGAACCCUCCCUCGACGGCGCAGACGACUGCCGGCGCGGGUUACUCUCCCACGCCCGCGUCGAGACGGUCCCCGCGGCGCGCACCAUCGCCGACGGGCUGCGCACGCCCGUGGGUAAGAUCCCCUGGAGCAUCAUCCACGACCGGGGCUUGGUUCGGGCCGUGUACGCCGUGAGCGAGGACGAGAUUAGGAAGGCCAUGAGGCUUGUUUGGGAGCGAAUGAAGAUUGUGGUGGAGCCGAGCGCGGUGGUGGGGUUGGCGGCGGCGUUAUACAACGAGGAGUUUCGGGCGAUGGUGGAGCGCGACGGCGGCAAGGCCGGGUGGGAUCUAGGGGUGGUGUUUUCCGGAGGAAACGUGAGUCUCGAGAUGAUGGGGAAGUUGUUUGCCGAGGAGUGACGAAAUUGGGAGCGGGGGACAAGGGAAAGGAAGACGAGCUCAGAAAUCAAAUAUCGCCGUCAGCUAGAGUAUAUGUACAGUUUACAGCUGAACCCCCCAUUAUAAAGCAAUUCCAGUGCAGAUCAAGG